AAAAGAAGCUAAAAAUAUAAACAAUUCAUCAUCGUGAUAUUUUUCAGGGAACCGUUCGACGACUAGGUCGAAUACAAUCUGAUAAUUGCGGCGAAACACACAUAGUGAUAAUUGUUAACACGCCACAAACGGGCUAUUGAGAGGCUAAAAUGGUCAUCAAAGUGGAAAUUAUAGUCGUACAUGAUCAGAACGGAUCUAAGAUAGAUGUAGAUGGUAACAUUGAGGAUAUGUUGAAAACUGUAACUGAUGUACAAAUAUGUGGCUUGACAAACGCAAAUCCAAUUGAAACUGAUAUAACGGAGCGGCUACUUUUGUCGUGCGAUGAGAAUAACAGUGAUCUUAUUCUCAUUAUCGGUGACAUUGGAUUUUCUGAGAAACGUCGUGUAAUUGAAGCAGUCACAAAUGUUAUCCAUAGCAACACUCUUUCUGAACACGUAGCAAUACUGAUAUCAAAUAUAGAAAUGAAGCUGUACAAUCUUGUGUCUAACAAAUUUGUAUACGGAAUACGAAAUCAGACUCUAAUCAUCGAUUUAUCUGGCCUACACAAAGAUCCAAAAGAUUACUUCGAAGCAAUUGCGGAUAUAAUACCGGAGGUGAUAUCUUUGAUACAUAUGGUUAAAGACCAGAACUUGUCGCUAUACGUUGCGCCUAUUUCAAAUAAUUCUACGAUGCAGAACGAGGCCAAUAUUAAUCUCAAGCGCCAGAAAACGUCCACUUCUCCUGUACCUCCUAACAACGUGCACGAUAACAAACGCCAUAAGGAAUCAUUUCCUAUGAUUUCUUUAUCAGAUGCACUGUCCAAGAUGCAUAAAAUAAUAAGUGAGAGUCAAGAGAAAACAGCUGUGGAAGCGGUGCAAGUAAGUGAUGCUUGUGGCAGAAUAUUGUGUGAAAACGUAGAAGCCAAGUAUGACUUGCCAUCAUAUGAAACUGCCGCUGAACAAGGAUAUGCAGUACUGGCGAGUGAUGGAAAAGGCUUAAGGAAGGUGGUGGACGUAGACGAUACACCUCCUUCGACGCCGCUCAAACCUGGGACUUGCAUGCGGGUGAAAAGAGAAGCGUCUAUUCCCGAUGGGGCAACAGCGAUCGUACAAAUAACAGACACGAAACUAGUACAUAAGUUUAGACGCAGCAAUAACACGUAUAUUGAGAUAAAGAUUGUACCAGAAAGCGGACACAAUAUCCAUCCUGUUGGCUACGACUUAGCGAAAGGACAAAUCGUCGCAAAUUCACACGAGCGUAUUAGCUCAAUACAGAUAGCACUUUUGUCAGCUGCCGGCCGCAAAGAAGUCCUGGUCGCUAAACAAAUAUCCAUAGGUGUGUUGUCUAUCGGAAGUAACAUACAAGAGCUUGAAAAUCCUUUGAAACCGGGAUUUAUGUACGACGCUAACCGAAUAACUCUAAUAUCUCUGCUGAAAGAGAAGAAUUUUCAUUCUUUGGACUUCGGCAUUGUGGAUAAUGAGUUGACGCCUAUACAGAAUAAAAUCGAGGAAGCCUUAGAGAAAGUAGAUUUACUCGUGACAACGGGCUCGACUAACGACAGAGAUUUAUUGAAGAUCGUUUUGGAGCAGUGUAAAGCCGAUAUACACUUCGGCAAUGUAAAUAUAAAACCGGGAAAGUCGACGAUAUUUGCAACGUGCAAGAUCGAUGGCGCGAAGAAGUAUCUCUUGUGUCUGUCAGGAAAUCCGACAUCCGCUUUCAUUUGCGCGCAAAUAUUCCUUUUGUCUCUGGUGAACAAUUUGUGCGGCAACUUCCACACGGAAUACUCCGUGAUACCAUCAGUUUCCAUGAAGCAGCAAUACACCUUGCACAGUCGUGCUAGACUUGCAUGGACGGUUUUGGAGUGGAGUCCAGCGAAAGAAUGUGCAUUAGCUUCCAGCAAGGGAAACACUAUCUGCGACAAGCUGGUCAGUGCCGCAGGUGCUAAUGCGCUUUUACUCCUUCCGGAAAAAGGAACCGCGACUGAGAACUUAUCUGACGAGAAAUCGUGCGUCCCAGCUUUUCUUGUCAAACUUCCCAAAAGAUAUGACGAGAAAGCGAAAAAUUUUUGUAAUGCUCACAAAGCACCUGAAAAGACACACAAGAUUUAGGAAAAAGAUUGGU
Vollenhovia emeryi is the source of this 2100-nucleotide messenger RNA. Its product is annotated as gephyrin-like. Gene Ontology annotation, biological process: establishment of synaptic specificity at neuromuscular junction; glycine receptor clustering; postsynaptic neurotransmitter receptor diffusion trapping. The record is from RefSeq and is a predicted model, not a curated record. NCBI's taxonomy places the organism in Eukaryota, Metazoa, Arthropoda, Insecta, Hymenoptera, Formicidae. The transcript has 12 exons. Gene Ontology annotation, cellular component: cytoplasm; postsynaptic specialization; postsynaptic membrane. Bases 150 to 2087 code for a protein of 645 amino acids. Gene Ontology annotation, molecular function: molybdopterin molybdotransferase activity.